Ilex paraguariensis (yerba mate) is the source of this 702-nucleotide messenger RNA. NCBI's taxonomy places the organism in Eukaryota, Viridiplantae, Streptophyta, Magnoliopsida, Aquifoliales, Aquifoliaceae. The record is from the annotation of a GenBank genome assembly.
UAUAAGAUUAUUGAGACACUCUGCUCUGCCAGCUCAAUCAGUCAAUCCCAUCUACAAAUCAAUCUCAGCUCACCACAACACAUGUAAAAGAGAAUGUUAGCAACAGGACACACCUCUCCAACAACAGCAACAGAUGUUUCUCUAUUGUUCAUGGAAGUAGAAUCAAUCCCUACAGCGAGUCUUAGGGAGAAGAAGAAGAACAACAAGAGAAGAUUCAGCCAUGAUCAAAUCAGGUUGCUCGAGUCCAUGUUCAAUUCAGAGUCAAGGCCUGAACAGUGGACAAAAAAGCAGUUGGCUAGCAUGAUAGGCCUUCAGCCUCGCCAGGUUGCUAUAUGGUUCCAAAAUAGAAGAGCUAGAUCAAAGUCAAAGCAGAUUGAGAGAGACUACAACAUAUUGAAAAUCAGUUACGAUACUCUGGCUUCCAAGUUCGACUCCUUGAAGAAAGAGAACCAAUCGUUACUCAAUCAGUUGGAGAAACUAACAAAUUUGAUGGGAAGGUCUCGAGAGAGUAGAGAUCAAGAAUAUGAGAGCCAGAACAAAGUGUUAGGAGCAAAAAAGAAGCCCAAUCCACCACUGGAAACUCAUGACAAAAUUGGAAUGCCCUCGUGCAAUGAGGUUGACACGCUUGUGGAGUACUUUGAGGAUGACAAUUGCAUUCUUAACAUGGCAGAUGUGGCAGAUGGUUUCCUAAACAUCAACUAA